Molecule: messenger RNA, 1262 nt
Organism: Camellia sinensis
Lineage: Eukaryota; Viridiplantae; Streptophyta; Magnoliopsida; Ericales; Theaceae
Gene: MAP1C
Product: methionine aminopeptidase 1B
Biological process (GO): proteolysis
Cellular component (GO): chloroplast
Molecular function (GO): metalloaminopeptidase activity
Source: RefSeq, a predicted model, not a curated record
ACCAACCAAACUCACUCUCUCUCUCUCUCUCUCUCUCUCUCUCUAGAAUGGCUUUUGGAGCUUCACUCUCCAAUGCAACAUCUCUGCAACUCUCAUCUUCUCUCUAUGGAGAAGCCUUGUUGUCGUCCUCAUCUUCUACUCUUCUCAUGGGUUCGCCAUUGAAUUUGUCAUCUUCUUCUCUCUCUGGACAAAAAUCCCAUCUUCCAAAGCGUUUUGUUCUUAUAUCGAAGAGGGUUUCGGGUUUGGAGGAGGCCAUGAGAAUUAGGAGAGAACGUGAACUUCGAACUUCAACAACUGCUAAAAGAAGGCCACCUUUGAGGCGUGGAAAGGUUUCCCAACGUCUUCCGGUACCUGAUCACAUACCAAAGCCUCCUUAUUUAGGUUCUAAUUUGUUACCAGAACUCUCCAGUGAACAUCAAAUUCAUGAUUCCGAAGGCAUUGCUCGUAUGAGGGCUGCAUGUGAGCUUGCUGCUCGGGUCUUGGAUUAUGCAGGAACAUUGAUUAGGCCAUCAGUAACAACAAAUGAAAUUGAUAAAGCUGUGCACCAAAUGAUUAUUGAUGCCGGUGCUUAUCCUUCACCUCUUGGCUACGGGGGUUUUCCAAAGAGUGUGUGCACAUCAGUUAAUGAGUGCAUGUGUCACGGAAUACCUGAUUCUCGCCAACUACAGGAUGGUGACAUAAUUAACAUUGAUGUGACGGUCUACUUAAAUGGUUAUCAUGGAGACACAUCUAAGACUUUUCUUUGUGGAAAUGUUAGUGACUCAAUGAAACGGCUUGUCAAGGUAACUGAAGAGUGCUUGCAGAAAGGGAUUGCUGUUUGCAAAGAUGGUGCUUUGUUUAGGAAAAUUGGAAAAAGGAUUAGUGAACAUGCUGAAAAAUUUGGUUAUGGUGUGGUCGAUCGUUUUGUUGGGCAUGGUGUUGGGACUGUAUUUCAUUCUGAACCAGUUAUAUAUCAUCACCGAAACGACAAGUCUGGUUGCAUGGUUGAAGGUCAAACAUUUACCAUCGAACCAAUUCUUACAUUGGGCAGCAUAGAAUGUGUAACAUGGGAAGAUAACUGGACUACUCUUACAGCUGAUGGAAGCCCUGCUGCCCAGUUUGAGCAUACGAUUUUGAUUACCAGAACUGGUGCUGAAAUUUUGACGAAAUAUUGAAACAAUUCAUAAGAUUUUUUUAUUUUUGUAAUUGUGUAUAUGACGGAGAAUAGAGGAAGUCUCAUUUUUCUUUAUUUAGAAAUGGAAUUUUUAUGUUGUUCUAAGGCC